This is a messenger RNA of Plasmodium vivax (malaria parasite P. vivax), 2065 nucleotides long. RefSeq lists its product as hypothetical. The transcript has 7 exons. The record is from RefSeq and is a predicted model, not a curated record. Gene Ontology annotation, molecular function: zinc ion binding. Lineage: Eukaryota; Apicomplexa; Aconoidasida; Haemosporida; Plasmodiidae. The coding region runs from base 386 to 856 and encodes 156 amino acids.
CAGCAUCGCAACGUGUAGAUAUGAGGAGCAAACCAUUAGGUCAUGGCUCUAGAGCGUUCUUUUCCUUCCCAACUAUCGUAGUUGGUUGCCAAAAAAAGUUUAGCUUUACCAAGUGCUAUGCAUACCAUCCCGUAGGGGCACUUCCCCAGCAACGUUUUAGCUAAAGAAAUUUUUUUUACCGGCGUACUUGCGUGUACAAAAUAGGACCCCCCCCUUCAGACUGCCUAACGAGGAUGCCUCCUUUCCCCCCCUAGGAUCUCCGUCCACCGAGCGCGCACAACGAACCCACCCCAAAAGAAUGCCCCCAAGUAGCUCCUCCCAACAAACCCGCUCGUAAAAAUAAAAAAAAAAAUAAACACUACCCAAACGCAAAGCCGCAUCAAAAAUGAAGAACACCGUGCUUCGAAUAAAAGCCGAGUUAGAAAACGUUAAGAAGCUAUACUGUGACGAUGACUUCCUGUGGAUCUUCAACAUCAAGGACAGCACGUCUUCCCUCACGAGGGAAAACAUCCAAUUUAGGAACACCGACGUUCUGGACAUUCCCAACAGCAGGGGAACGGCCAAUUUCCUUCUCAAAUGGACUGAGUACCCGAAGUACUCAACCAUAAACUUUGUUAAGACCAAAAACGGCUGCUCCUACGACAGCGGAGCGGACAACGACUGGAGAGACUUUGCCACCUUCGAGUGCCGAGGGAUCGAACUGGUGGAGUUCCUGCCGCACGGCAACUUCAUCGUGGAAGACAUCAAGGGGAAAAUUUACUACGACGUGAACUUGUCCGACCGAAACUGGUGUGACUACAACCAGGACCACGAAAUGUGCGUGGGCAUUUACAACGUGGAGCAUGAGAUAUAUUAAAAGGAAAAAAAAAAGGAAAAAUGAUGAAUGCGACAAUUCAGUUGCACUGAAAUGAAAUUGUAACUUAAAUUAUAAAUUAAAAUGUUUGCUUAUCAUCAAGGGCAAAGCUGCCCGCACGGAAAUGUGCGCCGUGCAGGGAGUUUUCAAAAAUGAAAAAAAAAAGGAAAAUAAACAGGAAAGGAAAAUAAAAGAAAAGAAAAUAAAAAGAAAAGGGAAAGGAAAAGCAAAAUGGCUAACAUGGCGAAAGCAAAGGCAAACGUGAUAAUGAACGAAACACCAGCAACACGUAAUGAAGAGGACAGAAAGACGAGGUGAAUGGCGAAGGGACACACAGUUAGGACGAAUACAUUCUCGUACGCGCAACGAAAAAAAAAAAAAAAAAAGAACGAAAAGGAAUGUGCAUGCGGUGAAAGGACGAAGAGGAUAACACAGUGAAAAGAAAGGGAAUGAAGGGGUGAUUUUAUGAGAGUGAUCUGAUCUGAUGUGAGUGAUUUUAUGAGAGUGAUUUGAUGAGAAGGAUAGGGUGGGAUAAUGUGCGAUUGGAAAGUUGUUAGGUAAAAUGUUAUUACCAAGUUGUUAGGUAAAAUGCUAUUACAAAGAUGUGAGAUAAUAUGGGAGCAUAUGCGAAAGGCAAUUCGGAUGAAGGAGGCGCGCGGCUGCCCUGCCGGCGGAACCGCGCGCGCCAAGGGGUGAAGCAAAUUUACGCGCACUUAUGCAAACUAUGCAUAGUUGGGCCAUUUUAUAUAUACCUUCCUCCUUACGCUUAUUUUUAUUUAAAAAAAAAAAAAAGAAAAGAAGGGAAAAGAAAAGGAAAGAAAAACACGUAAGGUACGCAUGGAAAACUUCACUUCAGACGAAUUCGUUUUCCGCUUAAUCAAACAACUCUGCGUAGAAUGUCUACGGAGGCACAAACACAAUUUAUCUCAGCGGGCAUGCCCUGUAAUAUUUCCUCCGCCCACAAAAAUCUGCUCGUGGCGGAGCCUCAAAGUGGCCGUUCCGGUCCUCCUACAAAUGGGGGAGAAAUUUCUCCCUUCCCACUGUAGAUGCUUCCAUUUUGGGGCACACUCUCCCUCCGGGGAGAUGGCAACACUGUUCUUUUUAAAAUACUGCCCAGGAAAACUGCACAAAAAUAUACCCAAUCUAGAAGGAGCCCCGAAAAAAGGAAACUGCUCUACUUCCUAUGGUUGCCUCGAAAAGUCAUUUUUUAAA